Molecule: messenger RNA, 6084 nt
Organism: Cavia porcellus (domestic guinea pig)
Lineage: Eukaryota; Metazoa; Chordata; Mammalia; Rodentia; Caviidae
Gene: Mettl25
Product: methyltransferase like 25
Exons: 9
Coding region: 68-1546 (492 amino acids)
Source: RefSeq, a predicted model, not a curated record
UACUUCCGACAGAGCCGUCGCCGCACCGCCACGUUUGCGCCACCUACCGCCCAGGAGGGUGAGUGUCAUGGCGGCUGUGUACCCUCUCCCGGUGACCCAGGACCUGCCGAUGCUGCGUACCAAGUUACAGAGUCUGUCGCGGUUUCUGAAGGACGCCCUGACCAUUUCCAACGCACAUACAGUGGACUUUUACACGGAGUGCGUGUGGAAGAGGCUGGUGGACUUGUCUCCGGAGACGGUGCUGGCCGCGUUGAAGCCGGCGGCGGAGGCGGAGGCGGAGGCCGGGUUUUCUGAGGCGCGCCCCCUGGUGGAAGCGGAGAAGGGAUCAGGUACUGACUUUCCCAAAAUAUUUUGUGAAACUUCUCAGAGGCUAGUGAAUGUGGAAGCCUUUGCUCUGGCUGCAAAACGCUGUUCUGUACAAAACUUGGGAAUCUGUACUCCUUUAGAACAGCUGCUUAUAGCUCUUCGAGGAAAUAAAAAACAGAGAACUGAUAACAAUCUGAAGCCACAUGAGUUUAUGAAUGUGAAAAAAUCUCAUGAAGUUCAGGCAAUGUCAGAGCUAAUCUCCAGUAUUGCUGAUUACUAUGGAGUAAAACAAGUAAUCGACUUGGGUUCUGGUAAAGGCUACCUAAGCUCCUUCUUGUCCCUGAAGUAUGGCUUACAUGUUUAUGGAAUUGAUUCCUCAAAUAGCAAUACUCAUGGAGCUAAGGAGAGGAACAGGAAACUGAAGAAACGUUGGAAACUCCACCGUACCCAAUCAAGAGUAGAUGUCAGUGGGUUGGCAUUAAAAAUGGCAAAAGAAAAAAAAGUACAAAACGAAAUGAAAUAUAAAGCAGAUACUGAGACAUUGUAUAGCAACAGUUCUGCAAAACAAGAAAAAAUCUCUACCUCAGGUUUUUUGCAAGAUUUUUCAGGCCCUGUAAUUUCUGACAUCAGAAUACAAAUAGAAAACCUACAUACUCAACCAUAUGAAGAAGAAAAUGUGUGUUUUAUGAAUGCCUUUUCUCUCAUAGACUUUUUGCCUAUUGAUGCCAUAGAGCCUAUUUCUUCAUUGCAGAUACCCAACAGAGAAAUGUCUGAAGCAAAUAAAGAGAGAAGAAAAAUGGUAUCACAGUCAAGUGAAUCAAAUAUAUAUUCACCAUUAACCUCUUUUAUCACUGCUGAUUCAGAACUACAUGACAUUAUUAAAGAUCUGGAGGAUUGUGUAAUGGUGGGUCUACAUACUUGCGGUGAUCUUGCACCAAAUACCCUGAGAAUAUUUACUUCCAAUUCUGAAAUCAAGGGAGUGUGCAGUGUGGGUUGCUGCUACCACCUCUUGUCUGAAGAGUUCGAAAACGAGCACAAAGAAUGUACUGAAGAAAAAUGGGGAUUUCCAAUGUGCCAGUAUUUAAAAGAAGAGAGAUGGUGCUGUGGUCAUAAUGCCAGAAUGUCAGCGUGUUUGGCAUUGGAGCGGGUUGCAGUAGGCCAAGGGCUGUCUACUGAAUCACUGUUCUAUCGUGCAGUUCUUCAAGAUAUUAUUAAAGAUUGUUAUGGCAUCACCAAAUGAUGACUUUAAUGCAUCAUAGAAACAGCUAAGGAAAUAGUAAACUGAAAGGUAUGUAAGAAGAAAAUAUUUGGAAUGAAACAUCACCAAGCAGAAAGAGAAAGUAUAAAAGAAGACUUGUUGCAGAGUGUGACCAUGGAGGUUCACAAGAUCAAAGAGUCCCAGAGGACCUGCUUCACCAAAACUCAGAAGCCUGAGAAAGUCUCAGGAAAACAACUCUUAGCCAAGAUAUUCAUGGCAUUUUGUUUAUAAUCCAAGGCUGUGAGAACAGGGAUACAGAAGAAAAACAUUGAUAUGUGAGUUUCGGUCAGGUCACUGGGAAGAAAGAAGAUAAUGUGCUACAUGGCACCUGUCGACUUAAUUUAAGUGAGCUUAUUGGGGAAAGACAAACAAAAUGACUGAAGCAAACCAGACAUUUCAGAGAAUAACUUGUUGAUACCAGAGCUUAUUUUUGAGCUACAGGUUUUUAGAUAAUCCAAAUUUUGUCAUCACAACUAAGUGGAAAGCAGGGAAACAAGAACAUUUAAUCUGUGUUUGUUGAUCAUUGGAAAAAAGAGGAAUAGUUAUUAAAAAGUAGUAGGAGAAUAAGUUCUUACACAGUGUAUAUAUUUCUUCCUUAAGAGAAGGAAACCAAACAAAAUAAAACAGAAUAAAGCCAACCAAAACAAAAUAGUGAAAGCAAUACAAGACUUCAAAACAUGAUAAUAGGAAAUCAAUAAUGGCUACCAUAAGACCUCUUGUUAUCUUCAAAAUAGCUGCCCAUGCUGUUAGACCUAAUAAAAUCAAAUAAAAUAACAGACUAAAAUCAAUUAAAACAAAACAAUGAAAAUGUUUCAAAACAAGAUAAUGGGAAAUCAACUAUGGCUACCAUAAUAUAUCUUCUUAUCUUCAAAAUAACUGCCCAUGCCAUCAAAUAUAAUAAAAGCAAACCAAACAAAACAAUUAGGCCAAUCAAAAUAAAACAAAAAUGAUACAGGACUAUAAAACAAAAUAAUAGGGAAUUAACAAAAGCUACCACUUUCCACUUUUAGACAUUUCCUCCGCUUUCACUUUUAUAACAUCUGUUGUACAUUUUGGGUCCCACUAACUUCUUCAGUGUUUUAUACUAGGGAGACAACAUGAUAUUCACCCGUGUGAUUCUGAACCAUUUCGUCCAAGACCAUGAUCUCAAGUUGCAUAUGUUUACCAGAGGCCUCAUGAUUAUCAUUCUUUAUAGUUGUGUAGCUUUCCGUUGUAUUAAAAAUGCCAUAUCUUUCUCAGCCAUUUUGUGGUUGAUAGGCAAGCUAGCCCUGCUUUUCCUGGAUCCCUGUCACAUGGAGCAUUGUUUUUACUGCUUUGACUUUCAGUCUAUGAAUUUCCUUUCGAGUUAAUGUAUUCCUUGUGUACUGAAUAUUGCUGGAUCUUAUUUCUUGAUCUACUUUGCCUUUUUCUUUUUAUGGAUGAAUUGAGGUUAUCUACGUUAAUGAUUAUGGUCAACAUGCACUAGUUCAUCUCUGCCAUGCUUUUUUCCUGCUGUUGGCUCCCUGCCUUUCCCUUUCAUUCAGUUGUCUGCCCCACUCAGUGAUCCCAUGUUGCUGCUAUUCCUGGGAUGAUGGUCAUUUUUAUUUCUCUCUAGAACAUCCUUCAGUAUUCUUUGUAUGGUUGGUUUGGUGGUCAUAAAUUCUUUCAUCUGUUUUUUUGUCAUGGAAGUAUCUUAUUUCUCCAUCAAUUUUGAAAGAUAGUCUUGCAAGGUACAUUGGUCUUUUGUUGGAAGUUGUUUUCUUUCAGGACUUGAAAUACUUCACUAUAAGCUCUUUUUAACUUGAUGAUUUGUGUUGAGAAGUCUAUCCUGAUUUUGAUGGGUUUUCCUUUAUAGAUGAUCUGCUUCUUUUCUCCAACAGCCUUUAAUUCUGUUCUUGUGCUGAAUUUCUGGGAUUUUGAUUAUUAUAUGUCUGGGUAUAGAUUUAUUUUGGUUAUGAAUAGUUAGAGUGCUUCACUUAUCUGUAUGUCAGGUCUUUUUCCCAUGCUCUGAAAGUUCUUAGUUAUUACGUCUAUAAAUAGUCUCUAUAUAAUUUAUGUUGACUUCUAUCAUUAUUAAAUUAUUUUUCUUUGCAUCAUCUUGCAGCCAUUGAAUUAUUUCCUGGUUUCUAAUUAUUUUUAUGGGAUCUUUCCUUUCAUGAUUGGUAGCUGCCAUCUUGUCUUCAAGGUAUGAAAAUCUAUCUUCAUUCUUUCAAGUGGUUUUGCCAGCUUUCAGUGGAGUUUUUAGUUUCCUGGAUAUCUCUCUGAGUCUGUUUCAUGCAUUUCAAUUCUCCUUUAUAUUAUUCAGUCAAGGUUUCCCUCAUUCUUCUGUGCUGCUUGUUUUUUAAUGUAUGACUGCUUUAGGUACACUCAGCAACCUUUUUAUUAUGAUUACCUGAGAUGAUAUUAUUUCUGAUCUGAUUUCUUUUACAGCCUCAUGAAAUAGUUUCUUUACUUCAGUUGCCAUCGUCCCAGAAAUUUCAAGUAUGCUUCUUCCAGUUUAUUCCACAUCCAUGUCUCCUGGACUUGUUCUGUUUGGGCUGGAGGCCAGAGUUGGCCUUUUGUUCCUUCAUCUUGACAUUUUCUUGAGUUUCUCCAGACAGGCAGGUUGUGGGGUCCCAGGUACUUCCCACAUUGAUUACCCACUAUAGUGUAGGAGGAAGGGUCAGGCACCUAGAUUUCUCCUAACCCAGGUUCCCCAGGAGGCAUGAAGUACAGAGUGGACGUGUCGAGACAUUCACAGAUUCUCCAAGGUAUGGCUGGCUGGUUCUCUUGGCUCGCACUGGCUACCUGUGGCAAAGUCCCAGCAGCAGCCUGUGUGCAUGCAGGGGCUGGGCUGGCUCUAUAUCAGUUUGUUGUACUGCUUAAACAAAUCACCACAAACUCAGUAGCUUAAAGCAAUAUAAGUUUAUUAAUUAGAGUGCUGCAGGUCAGCAUUUGAAAUGUGAUUCAACUGGGCUAAAAUCAAGGUAUCAACAAGUCUUCUUUUUUUUUUUUUUUUUUUUUUUGUAUAAUCUAGGAGAAAAUCCAUAUUCUUAUCUGUGACAGCUUUAAAGGUUUUCUGGAUACUGCGACUAGUCCAUGGCUUCUUUCUCCAUCUUCAAGGCUGAAACAUAGCAUUUUUCUCAGGUUUUUCCUCUUCUGCCUUCCUCUUCCACUUUACAAGGUUCUAGUGAUUACAUUGGGCCUACAUGCAUAAUCAAGAUGCUGUCUGUUCUCUGUCAGUAAAUUAGCAAAUUUAAUUCUAUCUGAAACUUUGAAUUCCUCCUUGCCAUGUAAAAAAUCAUAUUCAUAGUUUCCAGGAAUUAAAGCAUGGGCAUUUUUAAAUCACAAACAUGUAUAGAAAGAAUAUCAGAAAGACCACUUCUCUACUCACCACAUGCAGAGGAAAGAUUAACACUUAUGAAAUUCAAUGAUACUGAACUUUCAGGAGAUAGUAUUGAACAGUUUUUGAUUUUGAGAUGGGGAAAGAUUUCUUAAACUAAAUGUAAAAUGCAAGUUUUAGAAGACUAAAAAUUUCCCAUACAUUAAGAACUUUCUUUUAAGUUAUCCUAAAAAGUGAAAAGAACAUGAUUGCUGGUAAAAACUAAUUCCAAAAGUUACAGCUAACAAAACAUGAAAAUCUAAAUUAUACAAAAAAUUUCUGCAGAACUGUGAGAAAAAUUAAUUAUGGUAAAAUUAAAAUAGGCAAAAGACUUGAUUAGUCAUAUCACAAAGAGCAUGUCCACAUAGUCAUCAACAAACGAUUAGAUGCCAAGUGUUAUGGUUUGUGUCUGGGAGGCAGCCCACGCCUCAUGCAGUCAUAGAGGCAGCUGAAUCUAGCAUUUGUGUUGGUUCAUUGUCUAGCACUGGGAUUGGUGGCAUGAGUGCAGCACCUGCCCAGGGGCAGAGUUGGCAUACAAUGUAAGGGAAGGAAGGAGGUGUCCUUUUCUCUCUUUUGACUGUUUGCUGUUUGUGGCUGCUAUGAACCAUUGUCCCUCAGCCACACCACCCUUCCUUGGACCAGCUGAGCAUGGACUGAAAACUCAAAGAAACUUAAGAUAAAUCUUUCCUUGCUUCCCUUUGGGCAUCAGAUAUUUUGUCUCAGCAAGAAGAGAAAAGUAACAGUGACACUAAAUCUUAGUAAUAAGAAGAAUACAAUCUAUGUAUGUUAAAUGGUAUUUUUAUAUUCCUUAAGUUAGCAGAAAUUUACAAGUCUGAUAAGAUCAGGUGUUAACAGGAAUAAAGAGCAGCUUGAACUGUUCACAUUGCUGGUUUGAAAAAAAUUAUUUUAACUCCUUUGAUACAAAGUUAAUGUAAAGUUAGAAAAUUGAAAAUGUCUUUAUAAUUGAUCUCAUAAGUUUUACACCUAAAAAUAUAUCUUAGAGAAAGUCUUAUGUCAACUGUUUAGGCUUUCACCACGGCCCAGCACUUGACUUACCACUGUAGGCUCUCCUACAACACAGCCUCUAACAAAACUAGGCUGUCCCGAACCCCAGGGAACAGAAUUGUUUACCUCUACACCAAGGUCGGGAAGGCCCCCAAGUCCAUGUGUGGCAUGUGCC